UAGCCAGCGGGCCCCGCAGGCACGCGUGUCGUUGGAGCGGACCAAAACACCGCUUUGUGCUUCGACAAUACAUUCAAGUCCAAGUAUGUCAUCCUUGUGAAUCUGGUUUCUCGCCUUUCUUGUCUGCAUGCGCUACACCCAUGGGCGUGCUAAAUCAUGUCCUCUGUGCCCCAUAGCACCUGUUCACCAUCUCCCCCGGAGGUCAAUCUGGAUACGCGGCCGCUAUCACUCGAAUCCCUCCCUAGCGAACUGAUACAGCUAGUCGUCGCUUACCUCUCCACCUCUACGCUCAAAAGCGUCGCUCUUGUCUCCAAGUGCCUCAAUCGCCAUGCGACGGAUAUAUUGUGGCAGAAUGUAUGCCUGGUGGAUCAAUGGAAACUACACCUGAACCGGCAGACAGAUAGAUUGUGGGGAGAACGGGGCCACGGAGAGACAGACGAGCACGAUGAUACACCCAUCGUGCAGAAGCUGUACAUACUAGCAACAAAUCCUGCCAUUGCCUCUAAAGUCCAAGUCCUCGCCCACCGCUGUCAUCUUCCUACCCCGAACAUCUUCGCCGAGCUACCACGCAUGCACUUCCACGCCGAAACCCUCUCGCGAGAUGUGCGUCUACAUGUCUUGCUCAAGCUCGCAAUACGGAAUAUGGUCAAUGUUCAUACGCUUAGAAUCCUUUAUGGACAUUGGAGACUCACAAGCGCACUAAUCGUGGGAUUUUUGGACCAAAAUCGACCGCAGCGCGUACCCCUUCGCAAACUUUGGCUCGAGAGCUGUUCCCUCGCGGUUCGUUCGAUACCCCUCCUCCUAUCAAGCCACUCAACCGGGCUCGAAUCGAUUCGCAUACGUAGACUUGGAUGCGAUUCUCUCAACACUAUACGGGCAAGAGGCAUGGGAUUCCUAGAGUAUCACCUUUCAAGAGGAGGCCAAUACUAUCAGUUGCACAAUGGCUCGGGCGGUUGGGUUGGGACGACUGUGCAUUUCUCAGAGGAGGGAUUGCCCGAGCGAUGGCCACGUCCGUCGACAACAGAACUUAUAGCGAAGAGUGAAGCGUUCGAUGCUGCUAUGUGGGAAGAACUACCGGAAAUCAAGACUUUUGUUGACGCGAAUCCAGUCGGGGUAGAAGAUAGGGGAGGGUUGAUUUCGCCGGUCGAUCCUUUGCAGUGGCUGUUCAGCUGUGCGGCGUCAACUCUGACCAGUUUAAACCUUGACUGGAUCCUUUGGAGAAGAAAAGAGAACGACCCAUAUGAUAAUUCACGUGUCACUUUGAAUGCCCUCACGCGGUUGAGAUUUCCGCACCUUCGCGCUUUCCAGGUCCGAAACGCAGUCACACCGCAUACUAAUCUUCCCGAUGACGUAUUUUUGCUCGAAGAUACCUUCCUAGAGUUCUUAGAAAGUCAUCCCAAGAUCCAGUGUCUCGGCUGGCCGCUAGAUAGGAUCUACAGCCAUGUGAAGCCAUCUGUCGAUGUACAGAAUCGAUCACGGAAACUUGUGGCGCAUUUGGCUAUGAUGCUAACUGACCUUCGCAUCGAUGCGCAGUACACUGAGCAUGGUGAACCGCUCACGGACGAGAGCAGAACCCCCGAAGAAGUGCAAGAGCGCGACCGUCGAAGAAGAUUCAUUGCAGAAUUCGCGCCACACAUGAGAAAAGUAGAGCAGAUCAAGCUUGAAGGCGGUAUCCCCAGAGACGAGAAGCGAGAGGUACUUCGGGCUCUACAUUGGUGUCCCUUGAAAAAGGUCGUCAUGAUUGGAUUGUCCUUUCCGGCAGGCAAUACCUGGGGCCCUCAGGGACUUCACUUGAAAGCCCUUGAUCCUGGUCAAAGUCCAGACUCCAGCUACAACCUUGAGGAAGAAGACCUAGCAGGCAUCUUGGCUUCAUAUAGGCGCGGCUUCUCCAUGUCACAAGAGUUCAACUUCGAGCCCGACUACGGCUGGCCACCUCAAGCACCUUUAAUCCAAACCAUCGCCCUGCACCACGCCAGUACGGUUGAAGAGAUGAAGAUAUGCGGCUAUAACGGCUGUCCUAUCCUCUCGUUCCAGACGCCCAGCACGAAUUCCCUGCUCAAUGGACUCCGGCACUACGAUAAUCUCAAUCAGCUCGUCAUCUCACUCUGGCUUCUAACAUGGUACGAAGACUCGUACCGCGAUACCGAGAUCAUACAGUCCUGGCUCGACACUCGCUCGCCCUCUUCAACCGCAUUGGCUGUCGUAACACCCCCAACCUCCCCAUCACCCGAACAUGCCGUCGACCCAGGCCAUUUCCCCAUCUUCAAUGCUCGAGUCGUGCCUCGUCAGGAGUUCAAUCGGUGGGCUGUAGCGCUCAAGACGCGCUUCUCCCCCUCUGCGCUCGCUUACCGUGUCGCUCGCGAUAUCGGGCCAUACCUUAGUCCAGUAGCGAAGAGGAGGCCCGGUGGCGUGAAGGUCAGGGCGAGUUUUUGUUUAGGGGUACGGGAAGAGGGGAGAAGUGCAACUGAUAUCUUUGAUUUAGAAAUGAGAGUUGGCAAGAAUGACCAGGUGCUGGAAUUCAUUGGACCCAGAGAAGAGGGAGAGAAGGGGCGGUGGUGGAGUAAGCUUGAGGGGCGGCGGUGGUUCUGAAAUGUUAUGUGUAUGUGCAAUAUAUUUGUGUUACUUGGGCGUUUGCUAAGCGUUACAUAUACCAAGUUCCGAGGCCAUGGUUUAGUUGAUUUGCCUUCUACAUUACUCUAGUACAUAUAGUAUUGCAUCCCCCUUACAGACUCAAAGUCGGCACUCCAUCAACAGCUAACCUCAGAAGCUGCUUAUUCUCGCUCUCCUCAAGCACGC
Cucurbitaria berberidis CBS 394.84 is the source of this 2796-nucleotide messenger RNA. RefSeq lists its product as uncharacterized. The record is from RefSeq and is a predicted model, not a curated record. The transcript is spliced from 3 exons. NCBI's taxonomy places the organism in Eukaryota, Fungi, Ascomycota, Dothideomycetes, Pleosporales, Cucurbitariaceae. Gene Ontology annotation, molecular function: protein binding. Bases 157 to 2589 code for a protein of 810 amino acids.